Molecule: messenger RNA, 3358 nt
Organism: Scophthalmus maximus (turbot)
Lineage: Eukaryota; Metazoa; Chordata; Actinopteri; Pleuronectiformes; Scophthalmidae
Gene: scyl3
Product: SCY1-like, kinase-like 3
Exons: 14
Coding region: 467-2818 (783 amino acids)
Biological process (GO): protein phosphorylation
Molecular function (GO): protein kinase activity; ATP binding
Source: RefSeq, a predicted model, not a curated record
CAUUUAAAACGCACAAUGAAAAGUGGAAACUUGAGUUUGCGUGAAAUUAAACUGAACUACUACAUAAAAGCAUUUCAAAUCAGCAUCUGUGGUUAAUUUCUAACACUUUUGUAAAUAGUUCUACCCCCCUACUACUCUAUGGUUUCGCCUUUUAACCGGAAGCGUGUGUGUUUACAGCGCAUCUUUGGCUCCACGUUAGCGUCGUCGAAUUGACGAGCACUUAAUCAGGAAUUGGCUUGUGCUCAUCUCAACCAGCGGUUUAGAUCAUUAAGAUACGCGUGUAGAAGGAAACGUUUGUUUGAUUUUGUGGCACGCUGCGAUUUGCCAAUGCUUGUUUGGAGGCGCGAUGGCAUAGCGAUGACCAGCUGGCUAACGUAGCGCCGAGGUUAGCCAGCGGAGAACUUGUCGUCACACCGCGGCGGCGCCUCCAGCCCCGUCACACAGGACCCGGGAGCGCAGCGCGGCCAUGGGCGCGGAGAGCAGCGCGGUGCGGGGCUGCACCCUGGAGGAGCCGCUCCUCACCCUGCCCUCCGGACUCACCAUGUACUCGGCGGUGCUCAAGGACGGGAAGCCCGCAUCCGUGUUUGUUCACAAGCGCGGCAACGAAGACAAAGUCAACAAAGCUGCCAAGCACCUCAAGACCUUGCGGCACCCUUGCCUGCUGCGAUUCCUGUCCUGCUCGGUGCAGGACGGCGGCAUCCACCUGGUGACGGAGCGCGUGCAGCCCCUGGAGCUGCUGCUGGACGGCCUCUCCCCAGAGGAAAUCUGCGCAGGCAUCUAUGACCUCCUGCUGGCACUGAUCUUCCUGCACGAGAGGGGCAAGUCGAGCCACAACAAUGUCUGCAUUUCAUCUGUGUACGUCAGCGAGGACGGUCAUUGGAAACUUGGAGGGAUGGAGACUGUGUGCAAGUUCUCUGAAGCAACUCCAGAGUUUCUCAAAAGCAUACAGAGUGUGAGAGAGGCCAGCUGUGUUCCUCCAGAGGAGCAGGUUGAGGGUUUUAAAAUUCUUCCGGAUAAACACGCUCACUCCCGGGACUGUUACUCUUUUGGAAUGAUGGUGGAGAACCUUGUCCCCCUCCUGAAUGAUUAUGUGUCGAAGGAGUUGUCUGACAGUCUGACGAAGACCCUGCAGGCCGGCCCGCUGAUAUCUGACCCCUUGUCUCGACCUCCGCUCAGCUCUUUGCUCACUCAUGACUUUUUCAGGAAUGACUUUCUGGAAGUGAUGAAUUUUCUGAAGAGCCUGACCUUGAAGACAGAAGAAGAAAAGAAUGAAUUCUUCAAGUUUCUGCUAGACCGGAUCCAGAGUCUCCCCGAAGAGCUGACAGCCGCGCGUCUUGUCCCCAAACUCCUCAACUCUCUAGUUUUUGCAGAACCCAUUGCUGUCAAAAGCUUCCUGCCUCAUCUUCUAAGGCCAAAGAUUGAUUCCAGUAGUGGAAGUAGCAGUGAAGAAUGCCUGCUGUCCGUGACCCUAUACCGUAAACAUGUGAUUCCUCAACUUCUGAAACUGUACAAGGUCAACGAGGAACACGUGCGGAUCGUGCUACUGGCUCACAUUCACAUCUACGGCGAGUUCUUCUCCCACGAUGAGCUCAAAAACCAGAUCCUGCCUCAGGUUUUGUUAGGAAUGAGAGACACCAGUGAUGCUCUGGUUGCUAUGACGCUGCAGAGUCUGGCGGUGUUGGUGCCCUUGCUGGGAGCUCAAGUGGUAGUUGGCGGAGUGAGAACCAAGGUCUUUAAACGCACCACACCGAACUUCACCAGGUCCACAGAGGUCACCCCCGAAACUUCACCCGUCCAUGUAGUUGGAGGUUCCCAGCCUCAGUUGGCCCAGCCUUCCAAAGUCUUAAACUUAUUCUCCAGACCGUCAGGGACUGAAGGUCUGCUCCUGGGUAAUACUGGUAGUUUAGCAGAUGGGAGGGAGAAUCCAAGAAGUUACCCCCUGGCAACAAAAUCAGACUUGAGUAGACCGAUGUCUCUGCCUUUGAACGGCCCUCAUCCGGUCAGUGAGGUUGAGCCAUUGUCAUACAGCCCAGAGCAGCCAGACAGACGAGAAGGCCCAGUGGAAGACUGGCCGGACUGGAGCGACACAGAAGAAGGCAAGAACAGAAAUGGACAGUCGGUCCAGAUCCACAUCGAGGCCUCGGAGAGAGCAGAUCCAGUCGGCAGUGGGCAGCCACUCUCAAGCCUCAACACUGAGGAGGAGCCGUGGGACGACUUUGAGGACACGGAGCCUACAUCCGAUCUCUCCCCGACUGCUCCUUUAACAGACCCUGUUAUACUCAUGUCGCCAAGAGGGGGCACUGCUCUUUCAUCUAUAAAACAUUCUCCUGAACCACCAAGACUGGGAUCCUCCAAACCUCUCAAAUUGACCUCGACAUUGCGUCAAUCCACACAGGGCAUGAUCACUUCCUCAUGGGACAUCGGCUGGGCUCAAGAGGAAAAGGAGGAGAGUUUGUACGGUCCGCGCAACCCCAAACCCAGAGCGGCACAAAAGAACGGCAGGAUAGCAGUUUUGGGGGAGGAGUUCACCAUUAAGGUGAAGAAAAAGCUUGAGCAAGACCCAGAGCUGGAUUUGUUUGCUGACAUGGUGCCAGACAUCAAGCCGUCUUCUGCGGCUCCGCUGUCACAGGAAGAAAGUGGCGUGAGUGGCGCUCGACUGUCGGCUUCCUCAGAGAACACUGAACCUCUGGAGGUGGAGUCGCACGUGGACACCAUCAUGCUCACGGCCAAGUUUGCAGCCUCCAGUCUGACAGAGAUGGAAGCGGAUGGCUGGGGAGAUGGUGAUGACCUGAACUGGGAGGAUGAAAAUGCCUGGUGACAAUAACUGCUCCGUCUUUUUCAUCUGCAGCAAAAGACUUGAUAAAUGUAGAAGCCCACCACCUCUAGAAGAGACCGCGUCACAGUCAACUGGAUUUGUUCCAGUUCUCAUUUAACACAAUGCAGUAAGAAUAAUGGUGUAAAAAUGUCCAAUUUUCUUGAUUCCCGGACAUUUAUGAUCUGUAUAUUCAUCGAGAUAAUUUUAUUUAGAACUGGAAGGAUCGUCUGCUUAAUCAAAUGGUGUUAGACGUGGACAAAUUAAGCCACUUUUAUUUUUGCCAACUUAUACUAGUCACCUAAAAAUGAAUGAGGAUCAGAGGUGAACUGUUUUCAUCUUCUUUAAUUCUUAUUUCUUUCUUUUUUUUAUGUGCCAUCUUCGAUACUGGCAUCAAGAUCAAGAAACCCUUUUUGGCUAGUUACAACUUGAAUAAUGUGUCAGGUUUGACUUACAGAAGGCUUGCACUUUGAAUGAAUGUGAAAUAUGAAUUACAUAAUUUAUUAGUAGUUUUUUGGUUGCUGGUGAAAUAAAGAUUUUACUGUA